UGUCUUCUUUGUUUUAAGGAAAAUCAUGCUCUUGAACCGCAAUUUCGCAGCUGAUUCCCCUUUUCCUCAACUUAUUCUGUUAAUCGUGCUGAAAUUCGAAGUGAUUCGACGUUUCGCGAGUUUCCGUGCUCUCGAAAAAUUGCUUUCGCAACAUCACAGUUUGUUUCCGUGCGUUCUCCGGAGAAUGGUGUGAAUUCACGCCGGCGCAAAACCAUGGGGAAAUCAGACAUAAUUGGCGAAAGUGAGCUGCCUGCGGUAGAACUACCGUCAAUACCGGACGUGGAAUGGCUUGAAGUAGUCGUGGACGCGGUCGAGGAGGCUGUUGAUGAUGAUGGCGACGACGACGAGGACAACGACAACGGUGUUGCGGGAAAUACCUCUUCUUUUGAGAGUGAUUCGCACGAUCUAACUGAAAGUGUGCAACCCUCUUCGAUAUCUGUAGAGGAAAAUCCGAAUCCCGCUUCAAUCAGCACGAACCUUGAGCUUGAACGUGACGCUGUCGAAGUUUCCGUGAUCGAUUUCCCGGUUGUGGAGCAUUCCCGUGAGAAAACCCGGAGACAGAAAGCAGAGCACUUGUGCGAUGAUGUCGUGGAGAAACGGGAUGAGAAGAGGACCAUUGGUCGGCGCAAAGCUCGCCGCCAAGAGCGAGAGAAGGAGGCUGAGCGUUUGCUGUCGAAGUUAUUGGGCAGGCACUCAUUUGCUCACGAAGGCGUUCGCAUGGAUAUAAUUCCUACGGGUUCUGUCUUCGCACGGCUUCUUCGAGACCCUGAUAGUAUGAGGGUUUGGCUAGCCUUUGCCACAGCAUCUGAAGAAGAGCAGGAAAGGUUUCUCUCCCGAGAUCAUUGCCGUAAAGCGCAGAGAUGCAAUCAAGAGACUAAACGCAGAUUCCGAAUGUCGUCUCUGGAUCCCCGCGUUUGUCGCCCGUCUGUCAGCCCGCCUAAGGCCUUUGGAUUGAUCCCGAAGCGCCUUCGUCGUCAAAUAGUGCACAAUUCGUAUUUGAGAGAGGAAUUGAACAGGAUUGAAGGCGAAGUCAUCCUGGGGUUCAUUGCGGAAUCUGUCGAGGACGGAGGAUUCAUGCAGGAAAUUAUCAAAGGGGCCCCUUCGGGUGAACUGAGUGAGCAAGUGUGUGUUGAGCGUGCUGAGGCUGAAGGACGACAAGUGACUGCUGUUCCGAUUGCCCAGGCUGCACGUCCUGCUGCCCAAGCCGUUGCCCUGUUUUACGGGUUGACUUGUAAUUUUUCGAGAACGGGCCGAGGGAGCUUGUACGCCAUUUUCGAAAACAACUUCACAGAUUUCCCCAUGCCCCUUAAAACUCUUUACAACUUUGCGACGGACAUCAAAGAGUCGCUCCUGUCAUGCUGA
Molecule: messenger RNA, 1362 nt
Organism: Notodromas monacha
Lineage: Eukaryota; Metazoa; Arthropoda; Ostracoda; Podocopida; Cyprididae
Source: the annotation of a GenBank genome assembly